AUGAGAUAUACGAAAAUAUUAUUGAUUGAAGGAGAAAUUAUUUUUGGUCUCUCAUUAUGGUGCUUAUCCAAUAUCCGCACAGCGAUUGGCUGUGAAGAAAAAAGUACCAUUGCCUUUGAAUCCGGUAUUUACAAUUUCGUAUCGACAAUAUUCAUAUCUAACGUACCUAAUCUAACAAUAACAGGACAAGAAAUGGACCAAACACUAUUAAUUGGUAAUGCACCAAUAAUAAUAUUGUGGCUUUGCUGUUCAUGUCGACAAUACUUAUCUCGAUAUAUUGAAGUUCAACUACCUCAUCGAAGUGGUAUUGGUUCAGAUGCUUUUCAAAUAUUUCAAACUCCACCAACCAACACCAAUGCUAGCCUUGUUUCUACUGGUAUAUUACGCAUACCUUUAAGAUCUCCUACAAAAUUUGCUUUAAGAGAUUCUAUUUUAGCUAUAUAUAAUUCACAAAAGCAUGUUAUUAUCGCACAUUAUAUGACAAAUUUUACAAUUUAA
Molecule: messenger RNA, 498 nt
Organism: Rotaria socialis
Lineage: Eukaryota; Metazoa; Rotifera; Eurotatoria; Philodinida; Philodinidae
Source: the annotation of a GenBank genome assembly